Molecule: messenger RNA, 9258 nt
Organism: Rana temporaria (common frog)
Lineage: Eukaryota; Metazoa; Chordata; Amphibia; Anura; Ranidae
Gene: PXDN
Product: peroxidasin
Exons: 23
Coding region: 141-4544 (1467 amino acids)
Biological process (GO): response to oxidative stress
Molecular function (GO): peroxidase activity; protein binding; heme binding
Source: RefSeq, a predicted model, not a curated record
GAGGAGAGAGCGGAGGAAUGUGUGCAGACCGGAGCCUGUGUGGGUGAGGGGAGGUUGUGCGGCAGUUGCCUCCCUGGAUCCUGUGUCCCCUUCUCCUGUAUAUAUGUCCGCUUCCCAUUAGUGUGUCCCCCCUUAUCAGCAUGGAUCCGUACAGAGCCGGAGCUCCCUCCUGUGUGUGGCUUGUCCUUACAGCGGGGUUAUUGCUCGGACUUCCCCGGGAGAGCAGCUCCUGUCCCAGCCGCUGCCUGUGUUUCCGGAGCACGGUGCGCUGCAUGCAUCUGAUGCUGGAGAGCAUUCCCUCCGUCUCCCCGCAGACCACCAUCCUAGAUCUACGCUUUAAUCGAAUCAAGGAUAUUCAGCCUGGUGCAUUUAAGCAUCUGAAGAAUCUGAACACUCUGCUUCUUAACAACAACCAAAUCAAAAAGAUACCCAGUGCAGCAUUUCAAGACUUAGAAAACCUCAAGUAUCUCUAUUUGUACAAGAAUGAAAUCCAAUCCAUUGACAGGCAAGCUUUUAAAGGACUUGCCUCUCUAGAACAACUAUAUCUUCAUUUUAACCACAUUGAGACAUUGGAACCAGAAUCUUUUCAUCAUCUUCCCAAGCUUGAAAGACUAUUUCUGCACAACAAUCGAAUUACUCACCUGGUACCCGGCACGUUUAGCCAGCUGCAGUCUAUGAAACGGCUGCGACUGGAUUCCAAUGCUCUUCACUGUGAUUGUGAGAUUCUGUGGUUGGCCGAUCUGUUGAAGAUUUAUUCCGAAUCCGGUAAUGCUCAGGCUGCUGCAACUUGUGAAUACCCACGCAGGCUCCAGGGGAGAUCUCUGUCCACCAUUACACCAGCUGAGCUGAACUGCGAGCGGCCAAGGAUUACAUCAGAGCCUCAAGAUGUGGAUGUCACCUUUGGGAACACUGUGUACUUCACUUGUCGAGCUGAAGGCAACCCCAAGCCGGAGAUCAUCUGGCUCCGAAACAAAAAUGAACUGAGCAUGAAAGAUGAUAACCGACUGAAUCUCCUGGAAGAUGGCACGUUGAUGAUCCAAAAUACCCAAGAGGCUGAUCAAGGCAUCUAUCAGUGUAUGGCAAAAAAUGUGGCUGGAGAGGUGAAGACUCAUGAGGUUACUCUUCGAUAUUAUGGAACACCAACCAAGCCCAGUUUUGUGAUUCAGCCCCAAAACACAGAAGUUCUGAUUGGUGAAAGCAUUACUUUGGAAUGUAGCGCAGCAGGCCAGCCACAACCAAGGAUCACAUGGACCAGAGGAGACAGGACCCCGCUGCCAAGUGACCCUCGUAUUACCAUCACCCCCUCUGGAGGACUGUAUAUCCAGGAUGUGAACCAGGAGGAUGCUGGAGAGUACGCAUGUUUUGCAUCAAACACUGUAGACACCAUUCACUCCACGGCUUACAUUAUAGUCCAAGCUGUUCCUCAGUUCACCGUUGUUCCACAAGACCGGAAUGUGUUUGAAGGCCAUAAUGUGGAUUUCCAUUGUGAAGCUCAAGGAAAUCCACAGCCAGUAAUUGCUUGGACCAAAGGAGGAAACCCCCUGUCCGUUGACAGAAGGCAUCAAGUCUUGUCUUCUGGGACAUUGAGGAUUCUUCGUGUGGCGUUGCAUGACCAGGGCCAGUAUGAGUGUCAAGCUGUAAACAUUGUUGGGUCCAAGAGCUCCUCAGCACAUAUGACUGUACAAGCCAGAGUUACACCAGUUUUUGCUACUGUGCCCAGUGACAUGACAGCAGAAGUUGGCACCGAAGUUCAGAUUCCUUGUAGUUCCCAAGGGGACCCUCUGCCAGCGAUAACAUGGAAUAAGGAUGGAAUACAGAUUACUGAGAGUGGAAAGUUUCACGUCAGUCUUCAAGGAUUGACUAUUCAAGAUGCUGGCCCAGCAGACCAAGGUCGAUAUGAAUGUGUAGCAAGAAAUAACAUUGGAUAUUCUUCAGUGAGCAUGGUGCUGACUGUAACAGUGCCGGAAGUCAGCCGUACCGGAGACCCCUUUGUUACUGCAUCAAUUAAUGAAGCUAUUGCAACCGUUGAUAGGGCCAUUAACUCAACAAGGUCACAUUUGUUUGAUGGUCGCCCACGUUCUCCGAAUGAUCUUCUGGCCCUAUUCAGAUAUCCCCGCGAUCCCUACACAGUGGAACAAGCCAGAGCAGGGGAGAUAUUUGAACGGACUCUUCAGCUCAUACAAGACCAUGUACAUAAUGGCUUGAUGGUUGAUUUAAAUGGGACAAGCUACCAUUACAAUGAUCUGGUUUCUCCUCAUUAUCUUCACAUGAUUGCCAAUCUCUCAGGUUGUAGAGCCCAUCGAAAGAUAAAUAAUUGUUCCAACAUGUGUUUUCACCAAAAAUACAGAACACAUGAUGGUACCUGCAAUAACCUUCAGCACCCAAUGUGGGGAGCAUCAUUGACAGCCUUUGAGCGUCUGCUGAAAUCUGUAUAUGAGAACGGCUUCAAUUUGCCAAGAGGUGUAUACAAUAGAUUAUAUAAUGGAUUUCCCCUUCCUAUGCCUCGUACAGUUUCAACCACUUUGAUUGGAACUCAUACUAUAACUCCGGAUGAGCAGUUUACUCACAUGUUGAUGCAAUGGGGACAGUUCCUUGACCAUGACCUGGACUCUACAGUAGUUGCCUUGAGUCAAGCUAGGUUUUCUGAUGGCCAGGAAUGCAGUGCAGUCUGCACAAAUGAUGCACCUUGCUUUCCUCUUUCGAUUCCACCAAACGACCCACGAGUGAGGAAUGGUGCUCGUUGUAUGUUCUUUGUCCGAUCUAGUCCGGUUUGUGGAAGUGGAAUGACCUCCUUGUUAAUGAAUUCUGUUUAUCCUCGAGAACAGAUGAACCAGUUGACUUCUUACAUUGAUGCCUCCAAUGUAUAUGGAAGCUCUGACCAUGAAGCUCAGGAAGUCCGAGAUUCAGCAAGCCAUCGGGGCCUCUUAAAACAAGGCAUUGUUCAAAGAUCUGGAAAACCACUACUUCCUUUCGCCACUGGGCCUCCCACUGAAUGCAUGAGGGAUGAAAAUGAAAGUCCCAUUCCAUGCUUUUUAGCUGGUGACUUUAGAGCUAAUGAGCAACUCGGUCUAACCAGCAUGCAUACACUGUGGUUUAGAGAACAUAAUAGAAUUGCUGCAGAAUUGUUGAGACUGAACCCACACUGGGAUGGAGAUACAAUUUACCAUGAAACUCGUAAAAUAGUGGGAGCUGAAAUGCAGCACAUAACCUAUGCUCAUUGGCUGCCAAAGAUAUUUGGAGACUUUGGCAUGAAAAUGCUUGGUGAUUACAAGGGAUAUGACCCGAAUAUCAAUGCCGGCGUUCUGAAUGAGUUUGCUACAGCUGCUUUUAGAUUUGGUCACACCCUCAUUAAUCCUAUUCUUUACAGACUGGAUGAAAACUUUGAGCCAAUUCCGCAAGGACAUUUACCCCUACACAGGGCUUUCUUUUCCCCCUAUAGGAUUGUAAAUGAGGGGGGAAUAGAUCCACUUCUCCGAGGUCUUUUUGGGGUUGCUGGGAAAAUGCGGGUUCCAUCCCAGCUGUUAAAUACAGAGCUGACAGAGAAGCUUUUCUCAAUGGCACACACUGUAGCCUUAGACUUGGCAGCCAUCAACAUCCAGAGGGGACGUGACCAUGGAAUUCCACCUUACCAUGACUUUAGAGUAUACUGCAAUCUUUCUUCAGCAAAUACCUUUGAAGAUCUAAGGAAUGAAAUCAAAAAUCCAGACAUAAUUGAAACAUUAAGAAGGUUAUAUGGAUCACCGUUAAAUAUAGAUCUCUUCCCUGCACUGAUGGUGGAGGACAUCAUUCCUGGGAGUCGGUUGGGACCAACACUGAUGUGUCUACUUACUACUCAGUUUAGAAACGUAAGAGAUGGAGACAGGCUCUGGUAUGAAAAUCCUGGUGUGUUCGCCCCUGCACAGCUGACCCAGAUCAAGCAGACCUCUCUCGCCAGAAUUAUGUGUGACAAUGGGGACAACAUCACCCAUGUCCAAACUGAUGUGUUUAGAGUUGUCGAAUUUCCUCAUGGCUAUAUUGACUGCAAGAAGAUUCCCAAAAUGGACCUACGAAUGUGGAAGGACUGCUGUGAAGAUUGUAGAUCAAGAGGACAGUUUAGUUCCUUCUCGGGUCACUUCAGAGGUAAACGGUCUACAGAACACAGCUAUAAAGAGGAAAAACCUCAGGACCUUCCUGAUACUGAAGAAGAGUCCAGCUUGCCAGAGAUUAUUGUGAACACAACUGUAACCACCAAGCAAACAGCCAAUCUGCCACUAGUGAAUGACUUCAAAGAGUUUGUGCUUGAUUUGCAAAAGACAAUAACAAGUCUAAGGAAACAGAUCAAGAACCUCGAAUCUCGCGUAAGCAGCACAGACUGCACUGAUGAAACUGGAAAACCAUAUGCCACUAAUGAAAGAUGGAGAAAAGAUCCUUGUACAAAAUGUGAAUGUAAAGAUGGCUCAAUUACAUGUUUUGUGGAAUCCUGCCCUCCAACUCAUUGCUUGGUGCCAGUAUUCAAGGAAGGAUCUUGCUGUCCGGUCUGCACAGAUAACAGCAAGAACACAUAAUACCCAGGUUUCCAUGCAUCGCAGCAGCUGAAGUCAGUAAAACCAGGGUCACAGCAAGAGUUUCAUACACUUCCUACAGAUUCACAAUCUUCACCUCUACAAUAUCAGAACACGACUUGCUUUGGUUGUUAUUAUAUGUUUUCUUUUCUUUUGUACGUACACAAUCUCUUUUAAAGGGAAAUAUAUAAAGCGAUGACAGGAUAUUGGACUAUAUGUCGGCCAUAUUUUAUUGGUUCAAAUGCUUCUCAGGUUAGGAAACUAAAGUGGUGCUAAACACACAUAAUAUUCUUUUCAUACUAAAAUCAACACAAACCCCUCAAACUUAGGAGAUUUUAGAAAUGAUGUUCAAUAUGUAUAAAGUUUUUUUUUUUUAAGAUAUCCUUUUAUUCUGUAGUGACAGAAAACAUUUAUUCAAAUGUGAAUAAUAAUUUUUUGUCAUAAGGACAUACUGUAAUAAAAAUACCAAUGGGCAUCCUUAAUAACACAGUGCAAAGGCGCAGUGGUGGUCAGUGACAAAUAACCAUUUAAAUCAGCUUUCAGCAGCCUAGCUUAGCCUCUAGUAUGUUGCAAGCAGGUACUGGCUCCCCAGUGCCCUCUGAGCAGUGUUAUUAAUUGAGAUUAUUUUGUGCCUAUGGAAGACUAUUUACAUUUUUAUAAUAACUCAGGCCCAACGUGAACAAGAAUGUUGAGUAUAUAUUUUUGUUUUUAUAUAUAGAUUCUAUACUGUGCCUUUCACAAUAAAACUUUCAUAGCAUUACUGUUUAAAGGCACUGUGCAAAAGGACUUAACGUUUGUGACUCGACUACUUGUUUGUGGGUUUUUUUUUCCUUGUUUUUUGUAUUAUGUGCCUUCUUAUUACUAGACCUCAUCACAUCACCAAGUAUUAUAGUGAGAACAAUUGUUAUUAGGUAUUAAACAGCUCUAUGCACUUCUGCCGACAUUUUGUUUUCUACACAUUGCCCUUGAAGGCUAUGCCUUGAACACAAGUUUAUGUGAAAGACCUGUUUACAUAUUGCUCUGGAAUAUUGAAGGUUAUUGGAACUGAAAAUAUCUUAGUCACAGAUAUUGGGCAAGUAGGGUGGGGACAGUAUUUAGCUACAUACACUUUUAGGAUAAUACUCUGAACUGCAAUGGCACUGCAGACCAGCUGUCUUUAGCAAGUUGGAAUGUUUCACAAGUGUUUAAAGUUGCAUUCCAGAAAUGACUCAUACUAAUAUCUUACAGCUUGGCAUCGCCCGUCUCUAGGUUGUUUUAAGAUGCUCAAAUAUUUGAAGGCUUUAGACUCAGUCUUCUAAUGACCAUCUUGCAUGUGAAGUGAAUGUGACCUUAGGAGCCAUGUUCUGAAGGGGGUGACUACAUGUUUUGUAUGUAGUCAUUAUGCAGUUUCCUCUGCUAUCCCCCAUCUACCCCCAAACUGUGGCUUAAGUGCUGCUUACACAAGACCAGAAUUGUUGAAGAUGGUGCCACCUGAACCCAUUGCACAGUUAGAAUCCCAACAUUAAAGGGAUUUACAACAUUUUAAAGUUUCCUCAUUGCUUACAAUAUUUGCAUUUUGCUUAUAGGUUAAUGGCUUUGUAUGCAAUUUGUUUUUUUUUUGUUUUUUUUUUUAUAUCAAAGCUCUUUACUGACUAUGUAGCUUCCUGUCCACUUCAUAAUUAAAAACGAUUCAUGGUAAAUGUUUCCCUAGGUAUAGCAAAUGCUUAUUGCAAACUGAAGUCCUUUCCUCUAAUGGUCAGGCUUGACAAAGGAAUUGGUUUCCUUAAUUCAAUUGUCAUGUACAUAUUAAAAUUCCAAGCACUGCUGUUAUGAAAAGGCAAUAGAUGUUAUAGCUUGCAGCGGGGGAGCAUUAUAGUUUGUUGCUGCUUGUUUGCUGCUGUGUUUACCAUAUUCAUUUUUCAAUGGUAUGGACAACUCCUUUAAAAUUGAAGGUAGCCAUUUUGAGGUUUGAGCCAAUAUCAUUGUGAUGCAGUCAGCCAAUCACCUACAUUAAAUGGGAUACACAUUCCUUGUGAACAGAUGACCUGCAUUCCCAUUCUCUAUGAUUUGCUGCAGAAAAAUGGUUGACCCUUUGAUUCUCUACAGAACAUAUGCAUUUGAAUACUUUGAGGUUUGCUUUAGGAUUUCAGUUGCAUCAAGCUUGCCUUGGUUUAGUUUUUAAGGUAGAAAGCUUUAAGAAGUCCAGCUUUCUAGCUUUUUUGAAGGACAAUAGCCAUACCUCAUAAACUGCUCACUAUGUGGUGCUCCAGUGUGGUAUGUAAGAAAGAAAAUUAACCAGCAUAUAUGAAUGCAUAGGGAAAUAAAGUAAAAAACAAAGUUUAGCCAUGUCUUCUUUAAGAAUGAAGGAAACAAUUUAAAUUUUCCAUGUGCUCGGGAUCAGGACUGGUUCAGUGAGUUACAGCCCUCAAUUCAGUAACUAUCUUAGAACUGCAGAGACUUUUGUGAAGUCUAACCUUAACGUUUCUAAAGAUUCCACAGAUUUAAAGGAGACCUGUGAUGAGAGGAAUAUGGAGGCUGGCAUUGCUGAUCAUCACUUCCUUAAGAUGCUAGUUGUCCCUGAGCUUACCAAUUUCUAAGUCACUGACCAGAAAAGAUGUCCAGAUCAGUCAGAACUUUGGGUCUGCAUAUGUGUGUGGGAUAACGACUUAAAAAUUACCUAAGCCAAGUUUUGGCAUGAUUUUGACUGUUUUUAAUGGUUAGGUAAGCAGUGGCAAUCUUCAUACUCCAUACAGCUUCUUUAUAAGAUUACCUGUCUGCCAACAGUUGGAUCAGGAAAAUGGUUGUAUAUAUGAGGGCACCUUUGCACCUGUGAUCAGUGACUGUUCUACCAAACUAAUUUAGUGCUUGGAUCCUCUGAAUACCAUUAUGUCUGUUGCCAGUCUAAGACUAACUGUGCUGAUACUACUAGUUGUUAAGACGUGAUUCUGCCAUUAAUACCUACUGAGCUCUAAAGAUUUUCUACAGCAGAACUUCAUCUUACCAUCAGACAACCUCACAUCUAGCUUUAGGUAAGGGCCCUGGUUGCUCAAGGUCCUCCACUCUUCCAUUGGAAGUGUACUUAUAUUCCUUUUAAAUCUCCUAAAAUGCCUACGUUCAUUGAAAAGCAUGUACUUCCAGUUGCCCACAGGUAGGUUUAGCUUUCUCCAAAAGCAUCUCAGGAGCCUCAAUGUUCGGGUGCUCUAUUAUUCAAGUUUCAACUUCACUUUUGCCUUCAUGGUAUAUCUAAGGAAGUGGAAAGUGUUUUUGCCAACCAGGUUACAGCUAUUUCAUAGCACUGGGUCAAACAUAAAUAAAGAUUGUAUCUGAUUAAUUACUGGGCGAUUAUGCAGAUUUCAACUAUUGGUCUCAUCAUUCAGAACAAAGAUCCAUUGGAGUGGAAAAAAGGCAGGGCCAAACACUGACGUCCCAAUUCAAGAUUUGCUUAAUAGAGCACCUGGGAUUCAGGGUUCCCAGGGAAAUGUAUGCAUUUGGAUAAUAGUGGAUGUUUAAGGGGUUUUAGAAGAGUACAAGUUUGUGACUCGGUAAACAGUCUACGCCCUGAGAGAUUGUAUUGUUUACUUUUUUCUGGACAGUCUCUGUAAGGGCUACUGUCCAUGGAUGUUUGAUGUGUAGUCUUGAUAUUUACAUUAAAUUAUAUAGAAUUAAAAAGCAAAGUCCAAAGCUAUCUGGAUUUAUAAUUACAUGUACAGUGGCUCUUGAAGUACAGUGUACAUCUUAAUAGUGUCAUAAAACCAUAGCAUUGUGUCCGAUUUAUUUUGAUAUGGUUGGUUGGGGUGGCUAUGAUUUGGCCAUUGCACUAUUGUUAACCUAAUAGCUGCAGGAGAUACUAUACAGUACAGAGCAGGCAAAUUCAUUACAGCUGUUAUUUUCUGUGUACCAUAUUUAAAACACAUUCAUUGAUAUGGGUUUCAAGGGCAAAACAGUCUUCUUUGAACAGCAGCCAAAUAUAUAGCAUUUUAAAAUAUCAUUAUGUCCUGUUAAGUGCAUGUAAUUUAAUCAUACCUGAUCUAUAUCAUAAAAACUUGACUGAUAACAGUGAACAUGUCACACAUGUCCUCAUUUUAGGUUAUGCUGUCUUCACAAUAUAACUGAUGUAUAAAAUCAAAGUGGCUAAAGGUCCCAGCUAUCAUUAUUGUGUUUUAAGUCUGGUGUGUGUAGGCUUUAUUUGAUUUAACCUUUUAAGAUGUAUUUGAAUUUGUGGGCCAAUUGUUUCUCCAGAGUAAGAAAGCCGUUUUUUUUUUUUUAAAUGGCCCUCCAAUACCAUGAAAACAACAAGAAAAGGCCCAAAAGGCAUGUAUAUGAGUGAACUCCAAGUUCACCAUCCACUCUAUGUCCUAUGACUUAAUUCAAGAACAAGUUUUUAUUUUUUAGAGAACAUGGUUAUAUCCAGUCAUUAUCCAAUACAGCAUGUCUCUGAUUUAUAAAAUAAAGUGCUGUUCAUAAUUAAUAGUGUCACUGUCAUGAAGAAAUAUAGUUCUUGAAAGAUGGUAAGAUCCAUCUGUUAUUAAGUGAGAAGUCCUCAUGUGCAUUUUUUGGCAAACUUGUAGAGAUUUGCACGUUUCUGUUUACUCCUGCCUUGCUGAUGUGUGCCAGGACUUUUAACUUUGAGUGUAGUGUUUUUGAUGUUUUGUGUUUGGCAGGUUUUAUGCUUAGUACACAGGGUCUACAUAAAAUUUUUAGUAUUCUGGGUAACACCAGUGGCACUCUUGCAGCUACC